Blastomyces dermatitidis ER-3 is the source of this 1545-nucleotide messenger RNA. RefSeq names its product acetyl-CoA acyltransferase. The transcript has 4 exons. The coding region runs from base 93 to 1355 and encodes 420 amino acids. Gene Ontology annotation, cellular component: peroxisome. NCBI's taxonomy places the organism in Eukaryota, Fungi, Ascomycota, Eurotiomycetes, Onygenales, Ajellomycetaceae. Gene Ontology annotation, biological process: phenylacetate catabolic process; fatty acid beta-oxidation. The record is from RefSeq and is a predicted model, not a curated record. Gene Ontology annotation, molecular function: acetyl-CoA C-acyltransferase activity.
CUCCAUUCAUCCACUGGACAAUACAACAUGACGAACUAAAAAAAAAAAAAAAAAAAGAGAGAGUGAGUCGAGAGAAAAGCACAAACCAUAACAUGGCCAACGAAAGAUUGCAGGCUGUCCUAGCACAGCUGAAGCCACCGACAGGCUGGCAGAGCGCUGUUGACAAGAUAACACAAAAGAACUCCGAUGACAUUGUCAUUACGUUGGCGUUGCGGACGCCGAUGGCGAAGGGAUUCAAGGGUGGUUUCAAGGAUACAGAUCUCGAUUACCUGGUCCUCCAGCUGUUGAAUGAAGUGAUGGCAACGUCGAAACUAGAUCCCAAUCUGAUUGGCGAUGUUGUUAUGGGGAAUGCAAACAACGCCAAAGCCUCCACAAUAUGCCGAACAGCUGCUCUCGCCGCUGGUAUUCCCUACACCGCCGGUGCGGCCGCUAUCAGCCGCUUCUGCUCCUCGGGCCUCAUGUCAAUUCAAAGCGUGGCCUAUGAGAUCGCACAGGGCUCCAUCGAGAUCGGCAUUGCCCUGGGUGCCGAGUCCAUGAGCAAAGGCCCCGACCGGACCCCGCAACCUUUCCAUCCGGAGAUCAUGAAGGAGCCGGAUGCGGCAGACUGCAUGCAGCCCAUGGGUCAGACGAGCGAGAAUGUCGGGGAUGACUUUGGCAUUUCGCGCGAGAUGCAGGAUCGGUAUUCCGUCGAGUCGUUCCGGAGGGCGGAGGUGGCGCAGAAGGCUGGCUGGUUUGAGGAUGAGAUUGUGCCGAUUCGGACGACGGUGAAGGUUGGGAAGGAUGGGAAGGGUCCGGAGGAGGUGGUGGUCAGCAAGGACGAGGGGCCGCGGUACGGGACGACGCUGGAGUCAUUGAGUAAAAUUAGGCCUGCGUUUCCGCAGUUUGGCAAUAAAACGACGGGUGGGAAUGCGAGUCAGAUUACAGAUGGAGCCGCCGCGGUAAUCCUCAUGAAACGCUCCAAAGCCAUCGAACUUGGCCAGCCCAUCCUCGCCAAAUUCGUCGGCGCAACCGUCGCUGGUGUCCCACCACGCAUCAUGGGUAUCGGCCCUUCCAUCGCCAUCCCCAAACUCCUCUCAAUGUACAAUCUGCGCAAUGAAGACAUUGACAUCUUCGAGAUCAACGAGGCGUUUGCCUCCAUGGCUGUUUACUGUAUUGAUAAGCUUGGCCUGGAUCACGAGAAGGUAAAUCCUCGGGGAGGUGCUAUUGCACUGGGCCACCCGUUGGGAUGCACAGGGACGAGACAGGUUUGUACGAUUUUGAGUGAGGCGCGGAGGACGAAGAAGAAGGUGUUGGUGACGAGUAUGUGUGUUGGGACGGGACAGGGGAUGGCUGGAUUGUUUAUUAAUGAGCAGUGAGCAAAGAAGGAGGGCAGUUAGACAGCCCGAUUCCCGAUUAAUAUAAGAUGUGAUAUAUCUCUUCUGACUAGGUAGACUCCAUGUAUAAGGUGGCAUAAGAAAUCGGAUGUGCGAGUAACGAUGUCUUUCUAGGCUAAAGACAAAACACCGCCACAUGACAAGUAGUCAUUUAUGCGUCGAGCAAAAAAAG